Messenger RNA from Durusdinium trenchii, 1019 nucleotides. Lineage: Eukaryota; Dinophyceae; Suessiales; Symbiodiniaceae. The record is from the annotation of a GenBank genome assembly.
CCUGACGAGUGAACUGGCCCAUGUUGCAGCAGUCGUUCCUGGAAUUGACACGGAUCAUCAUGGGCCUGGGCCUAUGUCGACUUGGUUGACGUGCAACAAAAGUCAGGCCUCCAUCUGCCCAAACAGAUAAUCAGUGCACGCUGCGAAAUAAAUGAUCGAAAUCACCGUGAGAGGAACGCCCACGCUGCAGUUGAAGGCACUUAACGCCCCAUGCUUCACACGUGUACCUGGAAGAACGGAGCAUGUGUCCUUGUCCGGUGUCACGUUUCGAUGCGCGCUGUUUUUGGGGCGCUUUUAGAACGUUCGGCCGCGGGGCUUUGCAAGGGCGGCCAUGGCUCGUGUGGGCGUUGCAAACUAUAGCCACUCCACUGCAACACCAGUGCUGCAAGACAAGUACUGGAGAGAAGGUCUCGAGCGGGCCCAGCGGGACCAUGCCUUCAGCGUGCUCAACGAGCCCUUUCCGAAGGCCAGCUACGCCUACAUCAACACCACCUCCAAUGACUUUCUGGGCCGGACAUGGCAGGUGUUACACCAUACCACCAGCACCGCGGCUGGGAAGUGCAGCUUCCAUAACAAUGUGGCCAAGCCCAUGUCGACAGUGGUCAAGGCGAAUAGUGCGAGCAUGUCCCUCGAACCACGGCCGAAGAGUGGUGCCCAAGGGCAGAUGACUACUCCGCAGUGGCUGGUGGAGCCGGGGUACCCCGAGCCAGCGCGUAGCACGCGUAGCCGAGCCAGUUCAAGGGGGCGUAGUUCAACUGCAGUAGCAGCACAGGGUGUGCUGCAGAACCAGAUGUCUGCACCAACACUGCGCUUGGAGGACGACGCGAGGUCGGUCCGCUCCGGUGCCUCGAGCCGGCGCUCGUUCCGCAGCCAGGUGCAAUGAGAGUGACCAGUGAUGCCUCAGAGUUGACCUACCUUUGCGCAGUUCAACUAAGCGAGUUGAUGUGCUUCAACUUGCUGGACGUUCUGGAGAAAGACCUGCAAGACAUGCAAGAAGUUGUAAAGGCAACAAGGCCGUU